CAGUUCUGCGCGUGCCCACCAGACUCAGUCCGCGAGGCGUCACAACAAAGCUGCUAAGAAUUACACAGCUGUGGAAGAGGAGGGACCUAGGCUGUCAUCAGAAUAUUUUCUCCAGCAACCUGCAGUUCAACAUAACACUUCUAACGAAUCAGCAAUAUCAAGCAUCUUGGAGCAAGUGGGGGAAUAGAUAGAAGAAGGGAUAGAGGGUGGAACAAAUGAGAAGAUGGAUUGCAAAGUUAAACAGAACAUCCUAUUGUUGCAAAACGCCAGUCACCCUGUACCCAUAUUGUCUCAAAAUCUAACUAAUCAAAGUCAAGUCUGUGAGAAUAAGAAUCCUGAAAUGAUAAAACAAGAUUACAGGACUGGUUUGCCUUUAAAUGACACUAAUGUUGACCAUGACAAUAACCCUGAUGGUAAUCUCCAAAGUUUUAGUGAAUUGCCCUGUCCUCGCUGCGAGAGACGGUUUACAAGUAGACAAGGCCUGGAACGUCACAUACAAACACAUGCUUUAUCUACCAGCCACACAAAGCAAUUUAAAUGCAGUCACUGCAGAAGGACCUUCAGUACACAAUUUAGUCAGCGUCGGCAUGAGAGAAGACAUGAUAACAGAAACAGAAAGCCAGGUUAUCGCACAGAAGCCUGUACUGUCAGUCAGAAUGUGCCAGGCAGAGGUAAACCUCAGAAUGCUGUGAGCUUGGGUAAAGGAGACAAGGCAUUACAAAACCCAGACCCAAUCAAGCACUUUAAUGCAGCUGACAGUGAACAAAAGGAUGGCUCUGAUAAAAUCAGUUAUGUCAAAGCCUUACACAUCUGCAAGUACUGCAAAAAAGCAUUCAGAACACGUACAAGUCUAAAGAGACAUCAGCGCAAUAUCCAUGAGCACCAACUCCUUCCUAGAGGCGUUUGUAAGAAGGCCACAGUCAUACGAGCAUCUGAAGGACAGCAGCUUGUUGAGAUGGCACAGGACUCUCAGACUGUUAUCCCACAGUGUAUGGAGGACAUCGAUCAGGAAAGGGAGUUCAUGGUUGACAUCUCUAAUAACAUUUCAGAGAACCUCAGCUUCUACAUAGAUGGGAAAAUUGUCUCAACAAGUGCUGUAAGCAACUGUGAGUUGAUUGAGAUGAACUCUGGGGGCUCUGCUGUAAUUGGGCUGAAUGCUGUUAUCAUCAGUCCAGCUCAAAUUACACAAGCUCUUAAAUUAGAAACCAAUUCUUGCAAUUUGACCCCUGACCUGUCUGAGCAAUUCUCCACCAGACGAAGGACUUCUACCCCACCUUUACUUCCACAAAUAAAAACACAAUUGGAAUCUGAAUCCAUCUUAACCACCUCUUCAUCUUCCCUUUCUUCUUUGCCGCUGUCCCCUACUUCAGGAACUGGACUGGUCACCGCUCAUCUGCCCCAGUCUAUUGAGACAGUUACCUUCCAGGGGGAAAAAAUUGUCUAUCUGUCUCCCAAACUCAAGCAGAUCCUGCACAAUCAGGAUGGCAGUAAAUCAGCAUUUGCAUUCAUUGCUGAUGGCCAAAAACUUGGCUCUCCUUUGUCUUUGAAUGCAUUACCUGCAACAACCACAAGGUUUAAGAGGAGAACAACGUCUCCUCUCAGCUCUCUGCAGCAAAGCCCCGAUCUAAGUGUUGAAACUGUACUGCGUGAUGAUGAUUCCAUAAAAGCUAAGGUGUUUGAUUUGGAGAGCCACGGUACAUCUCCUGAGUUGAGCCUCUCAGGCAAUGAUGAAAUUGAACCGUUGAAUCCACCCACCUCUGAUUUAGCUCAGAUGAAGCAACAGAUUUUGCCAUUAGACUGCUCUGUAUCGAGGACUGGUGGAAACUCUUGUAACCAACAACCAUUAGACCUCUCUAACUCUGUGGGUAAGCAUGACAGCAGUGACGGUUUAGAAGAGUCGAUUUUGGACUUAAGUAUUAGCGGAAAGAACUUGGACUGUGACUCAGCAGGAGGAUACCUCACUCAGCCUUCUGUUAAGAAGAGUAAACCCAACUCCAGUAUGCUUCAGAAGGUUCUUAUGAAUGAGUGUGGUGGUGUAGAUAUUCCUUCUGAUGAAGUUCCAAUGGAUGCAGGCAUCUUCAGCGCUCCUGAAAUAACAAACCUUGCAGUUGUGUCACUGUCUGAUUCAGGCCCACAAAACCCUGAAAAUCUUUUGUUUGAGAUUUCUGUUCCUCCUGCCUUACACCAUCCAAUGCCUCCUGUACUUGCUCCUUUCAAUGUCCAUCCUGCUGCCCUAAUCCCUUCAUCUCAAGAUUCAACUUCUUCAACUGAAUCUUAUGUAUCCUAUUUAUCCACUACCACUGUGGAACCCAGUCAGGAAAUUCAAACUCUCCAAUCCACUCUCCUGCUAUCGGACAAUGUGCCAGCCCCUAGCACUGUAGAAGACUACAUUGAUAAUCCUAUAUAUCCCUUACAGGGUGAUUUGAAACUGACAAUCCCUGACAGGAUGACCUCUGCUACUGAAGGUAUGGCCCACACCCUCAUACCCACAGCCCCUUUAUUGAGUUUACAAAGCUCUCAUUGGGUCACAGAUCCCACUGUAUGUGAACUAGCCCAAAGAACAUUGGUUGUAGACUCUGUAUUAGCCUCUGAUGAGCAGAUAUUUUCUCCCUCUCUGCCUGUUAAUCAGCCAAACAUCACAUCCUUGAACUUUCCACCAAACACAGUUGUUAUUGAAUACACAGUUGCACUGCAAUCUACUGAAAAUAUUCUCCCAGCUCUCCAAGCUAAUUCUGUUCAUUGUCUCUCUGACAAAGCGUCUUUAGAUACAACACUACAACAAGAACCUCAUGUCCCAGCUCAACCACAGACCGUCAGCCCUGACACCACACCAACGCCUGAAAUCUUCACACAGUCAUCACCUACAGAGCAGUCAUCAGGCUGUACAGAUGUUAUGCCGACACUCACUGCUUCCACCAAUGCUUUGAAAGCAGAGAGCAAUGAAGGGGGACAGGACAACUUGGUCUGCCUUGCGAGUGCUAAUGUCCAGACCUAUGAUAACUCUAAACAUGACAACAAAUUUGAAGAUGAAUCAUCUCCCCUGCACUCCUUUUGCAAGAAUUUCAUGUGCAAUGUUUGUGACCAGCCCUUUCAAUCCAUGAAAAGUCUCAGUCAACAUGUAGGUGAACACUCCAAAGAGUGGCCCUAUAAAUGUGAAUUCUGUGUGCAGUUGUUUGAGAGUGACACGGGUUUGCUGGAACACCGUUCCAGUUAUCAUGGCAUUGGUAAAAUCUAUGUAUGCAAAACAUGUUCUAAAGAAUUUGCUUUCCUCUGCAACUUAGAGCAGCAUCAGCAAGAUCUCCAUUCCGGUCAAGAAUGCUCACACACAGAAGUGGUGCAUGGCAAAUUAAGACCUGAAAAUCAUAACAGUCCCAAAACUGAUCUGAUCCAACCAGACAUUCCCAUCACAGAAUUUAAGAAAGAAUCUGACAACACAACCUCAAAAGCAGAGGAGGAUGACUCAGAAAACACUACUGAAGAACUAUAUACAACAAUAAAAAUCAUGGCAUCUGAAGGGGUCAAACCAAAAGGCCCAGAUGUACGUUUAGGCAUUAACCAACAUUACCCUAGUUUUAAACCACCUCCUUUCCCAUACCACAACCGGACGGCAACUGGAACAACAGCGGCAUCAGCCACCAACUUUACCACCCCCAAUAUCCCUCAAACCUUCAGCACAGCUAUUCGUUGCACCAAGUGUGGUAAGAGCUUUGACAACAUGCCCGACCUGUACAAGCACAUCCUAGCCUGUGCUAAUGCUAGCGACAAAAAGCGCUACACUCCUAAAAAGAACCCUAUACCACUUAAGCAGUUUGCUAAAGCGCAAAAUGGAGUAUUAUCACCAGCAACUAUUGUUAAUAGUAGGCAGAAUCUCUCUCAAAAGCCUGGACACCUGAAAAAACUGAACUUUCAUGAAUCAACAGUUAAGAUAAAAAUGAGUACCCUGAAUAAGAAGAAAUCUCAGCUGGUACAAAAGGGCAGAUCUGCUGGGAUGAGAAAGGCCUUUGCGCAGGAUAACCUGGGGAUUUAUGCAUGUCCUCACUGUAGCAGGGAGUUUACAUACAAUGCCAGCUUAAAGAAGCAUGUAGCUUUUAGCUGCCCUAUGAGGCCUGCCAGUAGGAAAUCCAUGAACAGAAAACUUGACAUUGUUUUAGCCCAGGAGAACAACGAGAGCCUUCACAGACAAAUAACAAAUAUUAAUGCAACAUUGCAAGGCUCAAACCAUGGGCCAAAAACAAAGAGUCAGAUCAACAAGCCAAACACAGCAGCUGAUACAACUCAGGAUAUUAGGCUUAAAAGAUCUACCAUUUUGUCAGCAUCUGUGGUCCAGUCUAGUAAAAAAGGCAAGCCUAUUUUAAAAAGUAGCUUUAUGCCACAGCUGGCCUCAAAGCAGAUAGUCCUCUCCUCUGUUGCUCAGGUUAACUCUCUGAGGUUGAGAGAAAGAGAAGGAGGGCCCAUUACUCGCAGUGUCCAGCAGGCCAGCACCACAAUAACACCCCUUAAACAGCCAGACAGUCACAACAUCAUCAUGCGUCCUGUCCUGCUUCAAGUCAAGAAAUGAACAGAUAAUAAAUAUCAAUGACAUCUGUUUUCCUAAAUUCCUCAUCAGUGCAUCAUUUAUCUGUAAUUAUAAUUCAUACAUAGUCAAGUGACUGCAGAUAUUAGAUUGCUUGUAGCAAAAACACUCUUGGUUUUUUGGACACCAUACUUUUUAAGUAAAAUAUUGACAGGCUGAAAUAAGAAUGCCAUUAAUUUUUGUGAUCUUUUUUAUUUUAUUUUUCAUAAUUACUGGCUCAAAUACAGCUGGCUAUAGCAUCUAUCAUUUCAAAGCAUUAUGACAUACCAUUGAGAUACCAUACUGUGUUAUUUUAAUAGCUAUGAGAGUUGGGGUAUCAUGCAAUUUACACUGUAUAUCAUAUUAAUUUGUGUGAAAUGAAUUGCAAUACAAUGAUAGAUUACUGCUAAUUAUUUAUUAAUGUAAUUAUUCAGUGCUAAAUCUAAGACUGAGAUGUCAUAUUUAAUGAGGUUAAUUUGAGCUGUUAUUAUUGUGAUGUAGCUGGCUUCCAUUUUUGUAGAUUGUGUUAGCAAGUGUUUAAUUGUUGUAUAUGUGCAGUUUGGACUCUUCAUGCAUGCCAGAGAUUUAAUGUAUGAGUGAUAGCGUGGGUGUUAAUGUAUCAAACUCAGCACUACAGCAGAAAUGCAGCAGGAGUUAAGAGAAGGAUUAGAAUAUAUUGUAUAAUUGAAAACAACUAUGCUCAAGUGGUAGAAGACUUUUAUAUUGUGGUUACAAAGAACAUUUCUGCAUAUAUGUUCAGUGUCCAAAGUUUCUCUCCAUGUCUCUCUCCCUGUGCCAUCCUCCUAAAUGUAGAAAUAUUUGGUUCAUGUUCAAAUGAGUCAUCAUAUCAUUUCAUGAGUCUGAUUUAUUUUUAAAGAAAGUUGAUAGACAUGUUUAGUACUGGGCAUAUAUUUAUUUGUGAAAUGAAAUGACAGAAACCAUGAGCCACCAAUUUUAAUUUGUUUAGUGCUUAAGACAAUUGUUUGCACAAAUUAGUGUCCUGUUGAGCUCUGCUGAUGGUAAACAUGGUAUCAGACUAAAGCCUUAAAAUGCAGAAAUGCCUUGUUUGGACAAAUGUAAUUAUGGUUAUAUUUUGUCACCACAAGACAUGUUCUAUGAUUACAUUCAGAAUCAGGGGUUAGAACUGGUAAUACAAUGUGUAUUAAGGUUUAUUAAGGCUUAAGGAAUAAUAUAAACACAGUGAAAUGUUUACAAUAUGAUUGUUAUCUAAAAGAAAAUGUUACCAAAGUUAUUUUUCAUAUUAGCAAAAAAUGAUAAUGUUAUGAGAAAUGCUAAUUUAAGAACUUGUACUCUGGAGAGAAGUCUGGACACUAUUAUUAAACGUCACACUCAUAGAGCUUCUACCAUGAUGAGUUAGUUAUACUUGUCUGAUAUGCUGAUUUAUAACAGCUAUAUUGCAGUUUCAAUAUACCUUUAUAAAUGUUAUGUAAUACUUGUUACAUUUUUGAACAGAUAAAGAGUUAAUCUUUAAAUGAUUAUAGGCUUACUGUCAAAUCUUUUUUCUUAAAUUUUGAGAUUACCAAAACUAACACAAUGUUCACAUAUUUAUUUGUAUGAUUAUCGCCUGCCAAAGAGGUUGCUUUAGGGGCAUUCAUAUUCUAGACAUGGAUAAGCUUGGUUUACAGGUUUCCUUAAAGGGGCUUUAGAAGGGCCUUCUUUAAUGCGAAAUGUGUAUGGCCUUGUAAAUGGUACAGUAAGAGUUUUCUCAUGA
Xyrauchen texanus (razorback sucker) is the source of this 6284-nucleotide messenger RNA. Its product is annotated as PR domain zinc finger protein 2-like. The transcript has 2 exons. The coding region runs from base 224 to 4558 and encodes 1444 amino acids. The record is from RefSeq and is a predicted model, not a curated record. Gene Ontology annotation, cellular component: nucleus. Lineage: Eukaryota; Metazoa; Chordata; Actinopteri; Cypriniformes; Catostomidae.